ACCCCGCCCGUCAGAGCCCCUGGCGGCCACCCACUCACGACGGGCCCCGGGGCCCAGGACGCCCCAUGAGGCCCCGGGGGCGCGUGGGCGGCAGCGUCGCCGGGUGACCUCCAGGAGGCUCGGGCCUGGGCGAUGGCUACCCGGGGGCGCGGGGGAACGCCGGCCGUCGUGGGCGCCCACGCUCGACGGCAGUUGCGGGGCGACCGGGAGCCCGCGGAGCCGCAGCCCCCACCCCCAUCCCCACCCCCCGCUCAUGUCGCCCGGCUCCGCGGCCGCCCGCGGGCCCCGCCGGCCGCCCCCCGCCGGCCGCCCGCUGCCCGCCCUGUCCUCCCGCUGCAGGAAGGCCGAGCCGGAGGAGGCGUCCGCCCAGCCGUUCGCCGCGCGCGCGGAGGCGCCGGGGCCGCGAGGCGGCUGCGCGUUGGGAGACGACGCCGGGGACGACGCGCGGGCCCGCGACGGGGCGGGAAUUUAUCUCACUGGAAUUUGGAUUCAGAAGUACCUCUUCCUGAGAAUAAAAACCUCCCACCUGGAAGGGAUAGUGCAGCAGGUGGCAAAAUUAACAAGAACCAUUUGGAAAUUCCAGUAGAGCAACUGAUGCUAAAACUUAAUUUGUCAGAGCAUGCUCACAAAAGAACACAGAAUAGUAAACAAAGGACAUUUCAGUUAUGGAGUUAUCCUCUUAAAGAAGGAAGUACCAUGGACAACAGGGAUUUCAAAAAACCUUCAAUGGAAAUUGGCUUUAAUACAACCAACAAUCCCAUAAGGCUCUUCACUCUGAACCACUCACUAACAAGUGCUCCAGCUGAUAAGCAAGUUGGUUCUUACUCUGAACUGCUGACGCCAUUAGGUCUCUGCUGGCCCUAUGCUGAUGGAGAUUUUUUUAAGGACAGAAAUGACUCUCUUAAUAAUUUAUGUUCAACUAUAGAAAACAACAAUGGUGAAACUUUAUCUGCUCCAACUUGGAAUUUGAAAUAUAGAAACAGCAGUGUAGAAGAAAAUUUAACAGAUGAAAGUGAUUUAUCAGAAAAUGAAAAAGCAAAUGAUACUUUACUCAGCUGUUUUAAAAAGAUGGACCUGAACUUAAAGCCAGAAACAAUAGAAAAUGUUGAAGAAUCUUUCACAGAAGAACCAAGUGAAGUAUUUCCAUAUCCUGAUUUUCUCCCUCCUCCUUUCAAUACUCUGGACUUGCACAAAUUAGCCCUCUCAAAAUCUGAAAAUUGGAAAGCAGCAGUGGAAUCUCCAGAAAGCUGUAUUGAACCUUUGAUAACUCGUUUAUUAGAAAUGGAACGACUACAACAUACUACUAUACAAAAAGAGAGGCCAAGAUUACAAACUACCUUCUGUACUCCAGCAGUUACUGAACGACCCUUUUCCUCUAAAACUAUACCCAAAAUGAGACAGCCAAAAGUUUCUGACUCUGUAAGUCUUCAGACAACUUGUGUAGAUAAAACUAGAGAAAAAAGGAAAAAGAAUUCUGCUUCUUGCAAGCUUGAACAAAAUGCUUCACAAUGGAAUUGGAGCAGUGCUGGCAAAUAUAAAUGGAAUUCUAGACCACCAUCGCUAAAAAGUUCAUCCACAACAAAACAAUUGGUGGCAACUUAUGAUGACUUUAAAAAUCCCCAAAGCUCCAUUUUAAAUCCAUGCCAAGAACUCUCAACCAAUGCUACUACUGCCCAGUCAACUCAAUCACUGGUUAAAGUGGUCUCAACAAGACCCUGUCUGCCACCAAGGUCUCUAAUACCAGUUUCACCUAUACCUCUGUCUUUUUCUGAAAAUCAGAGGGAAGAAAUGAAGGCACCAAGGACCAAAAAGAAACUUUACCGAAAACAUAUAGCAUUGAACAGGCCAUUCUAUAUUCAGAAUCUAAACUGUCUAUCACCUUCAUUUAGAGCUAAGGGUAAGUGCUCACCCAUUGAGCAAAAAUAACAUUUCCCCCCAUACAUCUCUAUAUGAGCAAAUCUUUCAAGAAGCCCAGCUAAAAUAUGGUUCAUCAUUUCGAGAUGCAGGUAUUAAACACACACACAGUACUUGAUGUGAUAUUGAGCAGAACCUGUGGAAAUCACUGCUGGGAUCGGUGACGUAUCAACCCAAGGUGACAUAUUGGACAAUCUUUUGUAUGUUGUUUCAAAAUGUUUCGCUUAGUAAACUAUUCUACUCAAAAGAUUGUUCUUUUGUUGUGAUUGUUUCCCAGUAUAAUUCUAUCAAUAAAUUGCAUAAUUGACUUAU
Messenger RNA from Myotis myotis, 2226 nucleotides. It is a transcript of the gene FAM217A, whose product is annotated as family with sequence similarity 217 member A. The record is from RefSeq and is a predicted model, not a curated record. The coding region runs from base 133 to 1926 and encodes 597 amino acids. NCBI's taxonomy places the organism in Eukaryota, Metazoa, Chordata, Mammalia, Chiroptera, Vespertilionidae. The transcript is spliced from 6 exons.